Messenger RNA from Nomia melanderi (Alkali bee), 2469 nucleotides. Its product is annotated as DGAT1/2-independent enzyme synthesizing storage lipids. Gene Ontology annotation, molecular function: acyltransferase activity. NCBI's taxonomy places the organism in Eukaryota, Metazoa, Arthropoda, Insecta, Hymenoptera, Halictidae. Gene Ontology annotation, cellular component: membrane. The record is from RefSeq and is a predicted model, not a curated record.
UAAUGUAAAAAUAUAAAUGUUAAGGUAUAUUAUUUAGAAAUUAUUGUAAAAUGAUUAUCUACUAAAUUCAUUAAUCAAAUCUGACAUGUGUGAAGGUAGCUGUAACCCAACACCUGCACUGACAGUGGCAUAUCAUAUUCACUUAGCAUUUACUGAUUUAUGGGAACUGUAAUUGUUUGCACUAAAUUUUUAAUAAAUAGAUUGGCAUAUAUGUAAUACUACAUAUUAAAGGAAAAUAUUAAUCAAAAAUCAAUGAAUAAAUACAUGAAAUGACUUACGAAUAAUUCUGUGGAGUAUAGAACAAUAAGCUAUGGAAAAUAAUAUAGGAUGACAGUUCAAACAUAGUGAGAUAUUUACAUAUGCAAUUAACGGCUGGAUAUAAUUAUUCCAGAGUAUAAAUGAGAGGUAUAAAGGGAACAGAGUUAAGAAUUGGAGUUUCAUUUCUGCAUUGACAUUAGUAAAUAUGUGGCUGAUUUUAAAAGCAGUACCAAGCAUUUUGUAAUUAUAAAAGUGUAUUUACUCCUGUUUUCACUUCUUUUCACAAUCUAAAUAUGUUUUCUAUGGUAUUCGACUUAAGAAAAACUUUAGAGGAUAUUAUAGUUGAAUAUAUUGAUCUGGAUUUUACACUUUGGUUAUCAUGGCUUUUGAUGCCACUUCUGAUAACAUUUUUACUACCACUUGUGAUUGUUGUAUUACUAUACCUGACAGCAUUGAUCUUGUAUGUAUAUAAGUUACAUAGAGGCACACUAAGAAAUGCGUAUGGAACUGAUUGGAGAAAUGCAGCUCGCAAUGUGGUAGCUGCAGUUUGGGAUGCUCAUGGCUGGAUAUGGUAUGGGUAUGAAGUUGUUGGAUUGGAGAAUAUACCAAAAGAUGAACCAGUACUUUUUGUAUAUUACCAUGGAGCAAUCCCAAUAGACCUUUAUUAUUUUAUAUCAAAAGUUUUACUUUUAAAUUCAAAAUUAAUUCAUACAGUAGCAGAUAGAUUUCUCUUUAAAUGUCCUGGAUGGUCCAUAAUUUCUGAUGUACUAAAAGUCAUUCCUGGUACUAUACAAACAUGUUCUAACAUUUUAAAAGAAGGAAACAUGCUUGCUAUCUCACCAGGAGGUGUCUAUGAAGCUCAGUUUGGAGACUCUUAUUAUGAAUUGAUGUGGAAGAAACGAGUAGGUUUUGCAAAAGUUGCACUAGACGCCAAAGUGUGCAUUAUACCUUUAUUUACAAAAAAUGUUAGAGAAGCAUUUAGAACCAUAAGUUUGGGUAGGAGAAUGUGGUUGAGAAUAUACGCUGCAACAAGAUUUCCUUUUGUACCUAUUUACGGAGGAUUUCCGGUUAAAUUAACAACAUAUGUUGGCAAACCAAUCCCGUAUGACGCCAGUCUUACACCAGAGGAGUUACAGUUGAAGGUUGCUGAUGCACUUAAUGAUUUAAUAAAAGAACAUCAGAGAAUACCUGGAAAUAUAUCACUGGCUUUGUUGGAAAGAAUACGCGAUGUAGAUAAAAAGAAAUCAUAGAUUCUUAUUUACUUCAGUAUUAUCUCUCUAAGUUAUACCAUAUGACGCGGAAAUGCAUUUAAAAAUUGUUAUACCAUUUUUAAGGUUCCAAACUUUAUAUUUUUUAACUACGGUGCUAGCUAAUCAUUUUAUAUUAAUUAUCGAUAACGUUCUGUUUUCAUUUUAAGUUACGUUUGUAUAGGCUACAUGGUAUUAACUUACACCGGUGAAAUUGCGUAAUACUUAUUUUUAAAGUAUAAGAAUUUAUUUAUCUAUUUAACUGUUAAAUAGGUGUUUUACAAAUUCUGCUUUAACUCAUGAUACAAAGUACUGGAUUAAUGUACUCGAAUUUAGAUCAAUUUUGAACAUAUUGUAAGUAAUAUAUACAUAUACAUAUAUAUUUAUAAUUUAUAACUAUAUGAUCCACGGGACCUUUUAUAGAAAUUUAUUUAUUUAUUUCAAAAAUGUUUUCUGUUGUUUACUUAUGUGGUGAAGUUGUGAUCUGUCUACAAUUCCAUACAGUGUCGCAUAUUGUACUUAACUUAAUUAUACUUUUUAUUAAUUUUAUACGAUAAAACGAUAAUAAAACGUAUAAAAAUAAGUUUUGUAAACGUUCAUUUAAUUCAUUUGUUGAAACAAGUAAGGUAGUUUCCCGAGAACUGUUUAAAGGGAGCAAAAUAGAGCGUGAACAGAGGAACGCAUUUUAAAUUUGCCACAAUCGGAAAUAUUGACAUUGAUCGCAGUAUGUUAACCGGAAGUAAUGAGACAGCAGAGAACCUACCGGCGGCUUUUUCAGUUAAAAUUUCUUUCCCGAGGGUAUCUGUGGAUACAUUGUUAUAUUCAACGAACAGCAUUGGACUGGCAUCGUUUUUUUACAGCCACAAGGACCACGUUUAUGUGAAUUCUACUUACCGGUACAAACCGCCCGGCUUUUCGUAACUAAAUUUACUCGCCUCUUCACAGAGGAACUAAUUUCAGUGGC